This is a messenger RNA of Ochlerotatus camptorhynchus, 1066 nucleotides long. RefSeq lists its product as uncharacterized. NCBI's taxonomy places the organism in Eukaryota, Metazoa, Arthropoda, Insecta, Diptera, Culicidae. The coding region runs from base 451 to 1011 and encodes 186 amino acids. The transcript has 2 exons. The record is from RefSeq and is a predicted model, not a curated record.
AACAGCUGAUCAAAUCGCCUCGAGUCAUUUCCGUUUGUCAGCGGUGCCAAUAACAACAAGCACUGUCAAUGUUGGAAUUUAUUGAUGAUAAGCGAUCGGUCCGAUAUUGCGUAAGGAAUGCUGACAGAUUCGCACUUGUGAGCCAUGAUCGCACAUGGCCCUCGCUGCUGCUGCUGUUGGGCAUUUGAUCGCAGUAUAUGCAGUAACUUGUUUUCGCGCGAUAAGAUUCAGCCGAACCUUCAGUGGUCCCAUUUGAACUUAGAGGUCAACAGAAUCUAAAAACUGGCAAAAAUGCAACCGGUCGCAUUAGAAGACCUGGAACUUGGGCAGAAGCUCUUGGCAGGUAUAUAAGUUGAUGGUAGUCUUCCAAAUGCAGUACACAGCUUUUGUAGCUCCAUUUGCAAACAUCUCUCAUCUGUACGCAGGAUACGAUACGAUAGUUCAGCCAUAAUGCGACUGACGGUUGUUUUAAUUGUGAUGCUGGCGGGCGCUACGAUGACUACCGGCAAGCCGCUGAUUUUGACGAAGAAGUUCCUUCGAUAUGUCCUGCCAACUUUAACUGCAAAGGUGGCCGGCCUAUCCGGGCUGAGUGGUCUAACCGGUCUCACUGGCCUCUCAGGAAAGACCGGCGCUAAGAAGAAUGGCAUCGGCUCGGUAGUCCUUCCGAACCGGGUGUACUCGUUCCUGUUCCCAAGGGAUUCUCUCAACCCACCGGCUUCGGUUGUCUACCACUCGCUGGACGAAUCCUGCCUGCAUCCACCACCACCACCACUACCACUGCCAGUGCCAGUCCCACCGCCAUCACCUUUCCCACUUCCCCAUGACAUCACGGUCGCCCAGAGCUACACCCAAUAUGGACCACCACCACCACCGCCACCUCCACUCCCGGUCGAUGCAGUCUACAUCGCACAGACGCCAUCCGCGAUACACGAGGCCCCGCUGCCAGGACACACCAGCUCUGUGACAUCCGUCAAUACGGGAUCUGCCUCGGGUAUUGCACCGCACCCCUAAUGCAGAACUCCAGCACCAGAAGUAGCCCAUUUUAUUCUUUAUGAAAAAUAAAUUA